AUGGGUGUCAAAAAUUAUUUUGAUAAAAUGUUUAUAUUAACCGAUUCUGGGGAAUUAUUGAAAUGGACAAUGUCGAUGAAAGAUUAUAAGGAUAUGUUUUUAGAUUCAUAUAUUUCAUUAAUUAAAGCUAGUGAAGGAAAAAUUGUUGUUGAUAAAGUCAUUAUGUGA
Rhizophagus irregularis DAOM 181602=DAOM 197198 is the source of this 168-nucleotide messenger RNA. The record is from RefSeq and is a predicted model, not a curated record. Lineage: Eukaryota; Fungi; Glomeromycota; Glomeromycetes; Glomerales; Glomeraceae.